CAUUUAUUUACGAAAAUGCCAUUUGAUUGGGACAAUUUUCCCAAUCAACUAUAUUAUCUCGGAAAAGCUCCACUACUUCGAUCACUCACUCUUCCUCUCUCCUCCUCCAUAAUGUCGGACUCGGAUCCCGAGCCAUCGUCGGCGAAACCCCGCUCAAUCAGCGGCACCGAAAACAGCUGGUGCAAGGCGGCAAGCGGCGGCACAGGAAUAACAGUACUAUCUCUCCUCUUCAACAAACACCCUAAUUUCACUCGUCUCCAAAAUGCUCUCCACAAACUCCAGAAUUCCCACCCAAUCCUCCGCGCCAAACUCCACUUCGAUGCUCUCACUGCCACUUUCUCUCUCCUCAUACCUCAUUCCUCCUCCCUCCGUCUCCAGUCCUUGGAUACUCAAUCAACGGCCCGGAUCAUCCAAUCUCAAUCCAAUGUGGGCCCCACUGAUAUCACCCCCUUCCAGAUCCUUCUAGAACAGGAGCUCAACAACAACCCCUGGGAAAAUCUCGACCGUUCAUCAGAAACUGAAGGUAUUGAUGUCUUGCACGCGAGUGUGUAUGAGAUUGAGGAAGGAGAAAAAUGGGCGGUGAUGAUGAAGCUUCACACUGGGGCAUGUGAUCGGACGGCGGCGGUUGCGGUGAUGAAGGAAUUGAUGUGGUUGAUGAAGAGUGGUAGUGGGUCCCAGGGAGUUGUGGAGGAAGACGGAGAAGUGGGGUUGGGGGUUGAAGAAUAUAUUCCGAGUGGAAGGACGACUAAACGGUUCUGGUCUCGUGGGGUUGAUAUGCUGGGUUACUCGCUGAAUUCCUUUCGGUUGAGUAAUUUGGAGUUUGUUGACCCGAGUUCGCCUCGGCGCUCAAGGGCGGUACGGUUGCUGUUGGAUUCGGAUCAUACCACCAUGCUACUUGAGGGAUGCAAGUCUAGAGGGAUUAAAUUAUGUGGAGCCCUGUCAGCAGCGGCUUUAAUUGCUGCACGAUUGUCCAAAUGCCUUCCUGAUGGUGAAUGGGAGAAGUAUGCUGUGGUGACACUGAUUGAUUGUCGUAAACUUCUUGAGCCUGCCCUUUCUAGCUAUCAUGUUGGAUUCUACCAUUCUGCCAUCCUCAACACUCAUGACAUGAAGGGAGGCGAGGAGCUGUGGGAACUCGCGAGAAGAACCUACACAUCCUUCGAUGAUGCAAAGAACUCAAACAAGCACUUUUCAGACAUGGCAGACCUCAACUUUCUUAUGUGCCGGGCCAUUGAAAAUCCAGGUUUGACUCCAUCUUCUUCCCUGAGAACCUCCUUUAUCUCAGUCUUUGAAGAUCCAGUGAUUGAUGAAACGAAUGAGAACCAUGAGGAAUUAGGGAUAGAGGAUUACAUGGGUUGUGCUUCGACUCAUGGUGUGGGCCCAUCCAUUGCCAUAUUCGACACAGUAAGGCAAGGCAAGCUGGAUUGUGUUUGUGUCUAUCCAUUUCCAUUGCAUUCAAGAGAACAAAUGCAAGAAUUGAUUGAUAAUUUGAAGAAAAUCCUUAUAGAUUGCUUGUGAUUCUUUGGAGAAAGUAGGCCUUGAUAAAACCUAGUUGACUUCUUAAGGUUAUCGUCCAUACAAUUAAGGGAGAAAUGUAAAUUAUUCAUCAUUCCUUAAUCGUUCGGUAGUAUAUUGCUGCAAUUUAUGUGAUGGUCAUCCCCUGUUGUCUAGAGGAGACUUUUCGUACCCCUUGUCACGGCACUUGCCCCUCCCUUUAGAAUUUCUAUAUUGCUCCCACGAAGCAUAAACCCUUCUAUUUGUUCGUCU
Molecule: messenger RNA, 1764 nt
Organism: Spinacia oleracea (spinach)
Lineage: Eukaryota; Viridiplantae; Streptophyta; Magnoliopsida; Caryophyllales; Amaranthaceae
Exons: 3
Coding region: 16-1515 (499 amino acids)
Source: RefSeq, a predicted model, not a curated record